GUUCCUCUUAUUACUAGCGUAAACGGUUUCAGAGUAGAAUUAAACUUUCAAGCUAGAUGUUGGUGGCAGUGCUCUUGCUGAUUUCGGAGGCUUAGAUAAAAGUAUAGUGAAUUUUCAAAUUAAAUCUCACCCAAAUGGAGGAUAAGGAUGACUCAAUUUUACUUGCUCUACGACAAGAACGUGCGAGAGCUCUUGCAUCUCAAUCAAAAUAUUACGAGGCUGCUUCAUUAAUUGAUGACACAGGAAUACCAGAUGAGGAAACCUCAAUCAGUACCAAACUGAUGAUGGCACAUUGCUAUUUGUACCUUGGUAGAGAAAAUAAAGCAAUGAAAUAUGUGAAGGACGUCAGAAAAGCCUUGCUUUCUGCACCCAAUCCAGAUGUUGAGGAUAUCAUGGGGUUAAUAUACGAUUUCAUACAAAGUAAAUCAUAUGCAUGUGCAUUAAUUCUGCUUCCGAUAGCAAGUGAUAUGUACAAAAAGUUAGAUUCACCAGACGAUGUGAUAGAUAAGCUUUUUCGCUGUAUUCACGCAGCGAGCGAAUGCACCACUCCGAUGAUAGAAAAGGAGGGAAGAUCGCGUAUCAUUGCGAUAGAUUUCGGAAUUGAAUAUAUGGCGGAAUUGCUUGACGAUUUGAGAGAAACAUCAGGAUGUGAUCCAGAAAAACAAGUAACUAAGGAGGCUUUAGCUACAAUUUUAUUGGCGUUUGACUACUGGAAGAUUAACGAUAACCAUAAAGGGGUUAAACUUCGAGAACGAGCGAUUGCAUCACUGAAAAAGCAAUUCGGCAAAAAUGCUUCAAAACAAAGGGUUCUCGGUAAAUUGUACUACAACACGGGUGUUGGAUACGAUAUAUUGAAUAAAAAGGAUCUUGCGAAGCAAGCUUACGAAAACGCUGUUCAAGCAUAUGAGGAUGCCAAAGAUUAUGAUACCGAAAUGGAGAGAAACAAUGACAUACAAGAGUGCAAGAAAAAGAUGAAACAAGUCGACCUUUAAUAUAAUGAGUAUAUAUACUUAUUUUGAAAGAGUCGAAACAUACUAUUUGGUUAAUUAUAUUCUUUUUAUCAUCAAUUUUAAUUUCGAUGUAUUUAAUUUAUAACUACUAAGCUAUGUGAGUGGAAAGUAUAAAACAAGUGUAAUUUAACAGCAAUGUCGCAAACACGAACAAAAAAUACUACGUUCCUUUUAUUCCAAUGAAUAAAUAAGAUAUUAAUUACUAUAAGACAUGGAUAAUAUUUUUUUUUCUGUAGUUUUGAAGGAGUGAACGGUUAAAUUAUAGCAGCAUCCUGUUGUAUGACAUUAAUACUACAGAUUGAAUGCAUAUGAUGUAUUCCCAUGGCCAAUAUUAGUUUACAAUUGUUUACUUUAUAAACAGGUAUAAGGUUGUGUUUGUAUUUUAUUCGGUCUUGCUUUAAUUCGUCUCGGAAAUUAUAGGUAUAACACAUUUGUGUAGUUUGAUAUAAAACUUUAAUCCUUUAUAAAUUAAAUAUUACUGUGUUGUGUGCCUACAUUCUCUGAAUACCUCUAGAUCAAAUAACGUUACCGAGAAUGCUUAUUUAUAAAAAAAAUUAUGUUAAUGAAAAAUUAUAUUCAAAAUUUGAGGAUUACUCAAUUUUUUUUUCCAACUUUAACUUAGCCACAUACAUUAUACCUUAACAAGCUUAUUUUGUCGUAAUCAGACUAGCUUCUUAUGUUUCUUUUUCACAAAAUCAUUAUAAGUCACAAUUUUAAUAGAACAGAUAGUUCAGUGUGGUAGUCUCCAACCUUUUUUGCUAUUUGCCCCACUUUUUCUGUUUUGGAACUGUUUAUUUCGCCCCUAGGUAAGAGCAUAAACUCUCUAUUACCGUUUAUUUUACAAUAUUGUAUCAUUAGCUAGUGAUAUGUACACAUCGCGCUGUGAUUUUUGUACAGUUUAAAUAGUUUAUUAUAUGUGUAUUAAUAUGCGUUAAAAGAAUACAAAAUAAGUAUAUAAUGUUAGUAAUACUAUUCCUCCCCUGAACAGUUAGAGUUCUCUUAUUAGAGGAAUUCUUAAUCGGCUGAUAAACUCUGGCUUACGGAUUCCGUUAUUUGUAUAAAAAAAACUUGAAAAUGGUACGAUUUUUCGCAGAUCUAUAUAUAUAUAUAUAUAACGGAAUUUUUAACAGGACGACAGUGACAUUGCAUCCACAAGGGGUACUUAAGGCAUGCCACAACGUUUAUUACAACUUUUCCCAAUCGAGUGGUUAAAACUAGUAAGCUGAUUAAUUCACCCUCCCAAUGUAUUCUAGUUGUUUGCUGAAUCAACCCAUUCAGCAUACCCCAAGCCAUACCAAAAUCUAACAGUAUGUUAAUCAUUAAUUUAGUUUUUGUUGGAUAACAGUAAAUGAUUAAUGUCUAGGUAAAUAGACGAUAAUACAACUAAAAUGUUGUGAACAAUCUGCGAUGAAAUUCGAAUAAAACCAUGGCAAGUAAAAAGAGGCAGCGAAGUUUGACUAUUUUGUAAAAAAAAACGUUUCUAUAGAGCAGAUUGAUAUAGCUAUUUUAUAUUCUCAUACUAAAAUGUGAAUUGUAUUGUGACGCGUAUUGAAAACGUGAAUUGUAUUGUAUUGUGUGUCAACGGAGACAUGGUUCAAAUUACUCGUAAACCAUGAAACACAAUGAACGCUCGACCCGACCUGCGCAACACGCCAUAUCGAGAAAUCCAGUCUUUGUUUUGACAGGUUUUCACAUGCUUGUUUUUGUGCGCAUAAUCUUUCCAGACAAGUGUAGGUCAUUGUUGAAUUUAAUAUUGUGUUUGAUAAUUCAAUGUCAGAUAUAAAGUGAAUAAGGUUAUCGUUAUAUUUCAUUUGUAAACUGUAUGGGAAUGUACGUGAACGACACAUCGAUUGAUCGGCGUGGAAUAUUUAUCUUAUUAAAAUUUACCUCAAUCCUCUCAUCAAAAUGACUACUGAAGAUAACAUUGAAAACAUCGAGAUCGAAGCUUCCAACGUUUCAAUCAGACAAGAAACUGAAAGCACUGAGGAAGCAGUAAUUGAAGGCGCUUCGUCUCCAAGCACUCUUUCCAAAGACGAAGCAGGUGCAAACAGUCGAAAGGCAAGGACUCGGGCUCUUCAAAGAGAAAAAGCUAGAGCAUUAGCAUCCCAGUCAAAAUAUUACGAAGCAAUCUCAACUCUCGAAGAAGUAUCAGUAGAAGAUGAAGAAACAACAUUAGGAAUUAAGCUACUCAUGGCGGUGUGUUACUUGCAACUAGGAAGAGAAAAUAAAGCAUCGAAAGCUAUUAAAGAAAUUAAAAAAAUUAUUCUAUCUGAUCCUUUUCCCGAUGUCGAUGACAUAAUGGCAUUGAUAGACGAUCUUAUUGGGAAUUCUUCCUUUACCAGUGCAUUGAUUAUGCUCCCCAUAGCCAGUGAAAUCUACCUGAUGGGUAAAGAACCUGAUGAGAUACUAGAUGGACUUUUUAGAUGUAUUAACAAAGCUAAUGAUUGUGCACGCCCUAUGAUCAAUGCUGGUGAUAGGUCUCGUGUCCUAGCCAUUGACUUUGGUAUCGAUUAUAUGGUGGAAUUACUUGGUGAAAUAAAACAGCAGACCAAAGCUGACCCCGAAAAACGGGUAAUGAAGCAAGCAUUAGCCAUAACCCUGAUAUCUUACAACUACUGGAUGAUAAAAGACAAUUCCAAAGGAGUCAGGUUCCGUGAACAAGCAGUAGCAGCUAUGGAGAAACAAUUUGGAAAGCAUGCUUCGCAACGACGGAUUUAUGGAAACAUGCUGUAUAACUUAGGGGUAGGGUAUGAUAUCCUAAACAAGCGAUCAAAAUCGAAAGAGACUUAUGAAAAAGCUAUUGUUGCGAUAGAAGAUGCCCAAGAUUUCGACGACGAGGAUACAAGGCGGAAAGAAAUACAGAUGUGUAGAGAAAAAUUGAAAGAACUUGCAAAGUAAUUCACAACAGCACCCAAACGCCAGAUUUACACAUACUGGUCCCUUUUUAAUUACUUUCGUUGUGGACAAGAAUAAUAAAACGUGUUUCAAUUCAAUUUCACUUACAAUAUGAUAUAAUGAAAUAAUAUAUUUGCAAUUUGUUGAAUUUGAACUUUCGGGAUGAUAAAUAACUAGUUGGAAGAAAAAGAUUAAUUGAAACUUUUGGGUCCAUCGAACAAUAAUCAAGCUCUUUAACGUUCAGCAAUUGUUAUUUCUAAUAUUAUGUUUUCAUGCCAGUAAUUGAUUGGGGUCAAAAUUGGCCAUUUGUUGGCUCUCCUAUAUACCUAUAAAAUAGCAAAACAAAGCAACGAGUUUAAAGGGUAACUCCAGCGAUGUGAUAUUUCCUGAAGCAA
This is a messenger RNA of Styela clava, 4300 nucleotides long. RefSeq lists its product as uncharacterized. The record is from RefSeq and is a predicted model, not a curated record. Gene Ontology annotation, molecular function: protein binding. NCBI's taxonomy places the organism in Eukaryota, Metazoa, Chordata, Ascidiacea, Stolidobranchia, Styelidae.